AUGGCAAAAUCUACAGGCUAUUCAUUCAGCACAUUGAUGGUAAAAUCUACAGCCUAUUCACUCGGCACAUUGAUGGCUAUAUCUACAUGCUAUUCCCAUGGCACAUUGAUGGCAAAAUCUACAGCCUAUUCACUCGCUACAUUGAUGGCAAAAUCUACAGCCUAUUCACAUGGCACAUUGAUGGCAAAAUCUACAGGCUAUUCACUAGCUACAUUGAUGGCAAAAUCUACAGGCUAUUCACUCGCUACAUUGAUGGCAAAAUCUACAGAGUAUUCGCUUGGCACAUUAAUGGCAAAAUCGACAGCCUAUUCACUCGGCAUUGAUGGUAAAAUCUACAUCCUAUUCAUGGGCAUAUUUAUGGUAAAUAUGAACAUAGGUCAGUGCUAUGCCAGCAUUGUCCCAUCGUCCAGUAGAUAUCGCCUUUCAACUACAAAUCUCAUGAUCUUCAGCCUGCAUUUAGAUGGAUACUAG
Molecule: messenger RNA, 471 nt
Organism: Pelobates cultripes (western spadefoot toad)
Lineage: Eukaryota; Metazoa; Chordata; Amphibia; Anura; Pelobatidae
Source: the annotation of a GenBank genome assembly